Molecule: messenger RNA, 3242 nt
Organism: Betta splendens (Siamese fighting fish)
Lineage: Eukaryota; Metazoa; Chordata; Actinopteri; Anabantiformes; Osphronemidae
Product: ras-GEF domain-containing family member 1B-B-like
Exons: 14
Coding region: 234-2021 (595 amino acids)
Biological process (GO): Ras protein signal transduction; positive regulation of GTPase activity
Cellular component (GO): plasma membrane
Molecular function (GO): guanyl-nucleotide exchange factor activity
Source: RefSeq, a predicted model, not a curated record
GGCUCUACUCCGCGCUGCUGCUUCAAAUCCACUCAAAUAUCGGGAGUUGAGACGCACAAUGGAGCCGAAGGCAGCUCGGACACGCAGCUGAACGCUGUAUCUGCGCACCGCACACUGGGCUUCUUCACGCUGGCGCUAAGACACCUCUGCGGACAUUGCAACUCGUUUGGAGCGACUGGGUUCCUGACUUUUGCGAUAUUGAGCCGAGCUGCAGCGCGUCCCUCGGAGCCGUCAUGCCUCCCACCACCCCGUACGCAGGGAAGUUCGGCCCCUGCGCUCCGUACGGCAGCAACAACACGCACCCCCCGCCCCACGCGCCGUACCGCGGCGCCGCCCCGAAGCCCGCCAAGGACGGCGCCUACAGCUGCUACUCGGCGGCGGAGAACCCCUACGACGUCCCGCCGCCGCGCGCCGCGCACCGCAGCGCCUCCGUCUCCUCCGCCGCCUCCAGGGAGCGGCACGGCGGCGGCGCCGAGAACCCGUACGCGUCGCUGCAGCCUCAGAGCCCGACCCAGCUCAGCCCGCGGCAGCACAGCACUUCCUGUCCCGGACGGGCGUAUCGUCACACCACCCCCACCGCCCCCACCCCCACCACCAGCAGCAGCAGCGGCAGCGAGCAGUCCUGCCGUAACAGCACCAAAGCUCGGCAUUACGGACACGCCAUCACCGCCAGCUACGGGGAGAUGUGUUACCAUGACAACAGCUUGGUGUCAGCAUCCCUCGAGGCUCUGAUACAGCACUUGGUUCCCACUGUCGACUACUACCCUGACAGGUCGUACGUCUUCACCUUCCUGCUGAGCUCCCGCCUCUUCCUGCACCCGUACGAGCUCAUGACCAGAGUUUGCCACCUGUGCGUGGAGCAGCAGCGCUCCGGAGAUGCCCUGCUGGAUAAGAUCCGUUUCCGUGAGGUGGCGCCUAAACUGGUGCAGCUGCUGACGGAGUGGACGGAAACGUUCCCGUACGACUUUAGAGACGAGAGAAUGAUGCGCUGCCUGAAGGACAUGACGCACCACGUGGCCCGCGGGGAUGAGUACUCGUGGCGAGCCAUGCAGCAGAUGACCCAGCGGCUCAUCAAGCGCCUGUCGGCCCUGGGCCAGUACGAGGAGGCCGUGGCCGCGCUCAACGCCGUGGCGUCGGAGCGGCCCGCCUCCCUGAAGAGCAAGCAGGCGCCCGGGCAGAGGAACGACGUCCUGAGCGUGUGCGACGACCCCUUCGUCGUCGCCCAGCAGCUCACGCACAUCGAGCUGGACAGACUGAGUUUUAUUGGCCCUGAGGAGUUCAUCCAGACAUUCGCCAUGAAGGAUCCUCUAGAGAACCAUAAGGGUUUCUUCCGGAAGCGUAAAACCAGUAACCUGGAGGCCUACGUCAACUGGUUCAACAGGCUGAGUUACCUGGUGGCCACUGAGAUCUGCAUGCCGGUCAAGAAGAAACAUAGAGCGCGAAUAAUCGAGUUCUUCAUCGACGUGGCUCAGGAGUGCUUCAACAUUGGCAACUUCAACUCCCUCAUGGCCAUAAUCACUGGGAUGAACAUGAGUCCUGUUGCCAGACUGAAGAAAACCUGGAGCAAAGUCAACACGGACAAGUUUGAGAUCCUGGAGCACCAGAUGGACCCGUCCAGUAACUUCAGCAACUACCGCACGGCUCUGCGUGGCGCCACCCAGAGGUCAGAGACUGCACACAGCAGCCAGGAGAAGAUCGUGAUUCCUUUCUUCAGCCUCCUCAUUAAAGACAUUUACUUCCUGAACGAAGGCUGCGCCACCAGGCUGCCUAGCGGCCACAUUAACUUUGAGAAACUGUGGGAACUGGCAAAGCAGGUGAGCGAGUUCCUGGUCUGGCGUCAGGUGGUUUGUCCGUUCGACAGAGACCGACGGAUCCUCCAGUACCUGGUCACCACGCCCGUCUUCAACGAAGAUGAGCUGCAUCUGGCUUCAUAUGAGAGCGAGGGACCCGAGAACAACAUGGAGAAGGACAGUCGCAGAUCACUCCGAUCCUCUCUCCUGCAUCGAGAGAAUCGCUCUUAAGAAAACAACAAUCUUCUGUAAAUGGACACUUUUUUAAAGCUCCAGUGCUCGUGUUAUCAUGGGAUGUACAGUAUUUGAACAGUCGCCUGCCCAAAGUACUUAACGAAUCCUGCGUCCCAGAACAGAAGAAUAAACGUAACUGGAGCCACAUCGCACACAGACGGUUUGAUUUGGGACAACGCAACGGUGAUUAAUGAAUCAUCCUGUGACGAGCCGUGUUGAAACCAUCCGGUUCCGGUGGACCUCAGCUACAGGUUCUGCUGCCGCUCUCCGUCCGUGCAGGUCUUCAUGGAUGGAAAACGUUUAGAUCAGAUGUCUGAUUGGAUCCUCCGCUGUGUUUUAGGGACUAACACCACAUCACACGGCUCCACGAUUUGCCAAAAAUGUACAGAUUUAAGUCUUUACUACCAGUGGGCGUCCAUUAACAGCCCAAUGUGGAAGAGAAAAGUGGAACUGUGUCAGAGUGAGGUUAUGGACCUGAUUGGUGGCAUCACAGCAUCAGGACUGGUUUCUGUGGAUAUCAGAAGUCACAAACCACCUGAAGGAGUGAUCUGUAUUAUAACUAACAACUGCUUCAAGACGUCGUGCAGCUGCUUGACUCACAUCUCAUCUAAACACAUACUGCAAAAAAACACAUCAGCCACUCGAUCCUGGACCAUUCCUAUUUUGUGACGUAGACGACUUUGACUUAUAUUGAUGCUGCAGACGUGUGUGUGAGCCCGGUCACGCUAAAGCACUUCAGUGGGUUUGUGCGCGUUGUAUUAUAGAAGUCGCUGAGUCCUAUUUUAGGGCAUCUUUCCGCACAGUAUUAAGUCGUUUUGUAUCAGAGGUUUUUCUCUUUAUACACUUUCUCUGGAGUUUCAGCGUGAGCUUGUUGCUGGUUGGCUAGCUCCAUGUUAGUAAGCUACUUUGUUACUGCAGCAUCAUGUAUAAUGUGCUUUUAGAGCCUGAACUGAACUAUAGUCUGUGUGUGUGAUGUGUGUGUGCAGCUUUAAUACGAACAGGUGAACGCGACGUGAUCCUUUAAACGAGUGAACGUGAGGCCACAUUUGUAUGUUUCUAAAAGCUCUUUCUAUGUUUCACACCUUUUAUAGUUUUCUCUCGUAUGAUGUUUUUCUUUUACAUGUAUCAUUUGUGUCGCCUGUAACGGUACUUUUAUUGAAGGCUGUUGUGAAAAGAGAAAUUUAUUUUUUCUUUCAAAUAAAAUACAAUAACUGUAAA